CAUAUAUUAAUAUCGUGACAUUCUUAUUGAGUUUCCGUUUCCAAAAACAGCUCUGGCUGGCCAUGGCGAUAAACCUCUUUCAGAUUUUGUAAAGAUACCUUCUCCUGUCUUUUUAUCUCCUAGUAAAACCCUAACAGUCUAAACCCAAAAAGCAAUCAAUCACAAGAAGGUCAAAUUCUUAAGCUUGUUUGAUUUUGAAGGUUUUAAGAGAGACAGAUAAUUGUUGAUGAUGGCUACUAGACAAUUUAGUGGAAGUAAACUCUCUAGGGGAUUGACUAGGAGGAGGGAACGGAAUGGAGUAACAAAAGGAACAAGGAGGAUUUCUUUGGCAUACCGAAAUAAGAUUCCUGAAGGAUUAGGUUGUAGAGAUGUGUCCAGCUGUUGCUUGUCUAUGGAAUACAGAAAAUUUUUAUCACCACUUCUGAAGCGUAGCGGAAGACUACCAUUGAGGGUGGCUUAUGAUCCGUCAAGUUCUGGUGUGCAGGAGAGAUCAACUUUAGAGGAAGAAUUAGCCCUCAACAGUUCAAGAGAUGAACAAACUGAGUCUGUUACGGAUCCAAUCGAUCAACCACAUCCAACAGAUGUCGAACGUGAACUUAUAAAACUUUCUUUGCCUGCAAUCGCUGGACAGGCUAUAGAUCCCUUAGCACAGCUGAUGGAGACAGCUUAUAUUGGCAGAUUAGCCUUCAAGUAUUUAUCUUGACAACACACUUAUCUUUGGUGAAUGAAUAGAGAGGUCAAAGAAUUACUUAAUUAAUUUAGGGGACUAAGGGAUUGUUUGUUUCGGUUGAUUUUGAAUGCUAAAUCGUAAUCAACGGCUUAUUGAGCUAACUGAUUAAGAAGUUAUAAGUAAAGAUGAUUGCUGAAUGAUUUAGAUUGUUCGGUAAAUGAGAUAUAUGAACUAUUUAAAUGAGUGUAUUUUUAUAUAUUUGGAUUCUAAA
Molecule: messenger RNA, 941 nt
Organism: Jatropha curcas
Lineage: Eukaryota; Viridiplantae; Streptophyta; Magnoliopsida; Malpighiales; Euphorbiaceae
Product: lysM domain-containing GPI-anchored protein 2
Cellular component (GO): chloroplast
Molecular function (GO): nucleic acid binding; zinc ion binding
Source: RefSeq, a predicted model, not a curated record